Atta colombica is the source of this 1770-nucleotide messenger RNA. RefSeq lists its product as uncharacterized. Bases 263 to 1036 code for a protein of 257 amino acids. The transcript has a single exon. Lineage: Eukaryota; Metazoa; Arthropoda; Insecta; Hymenoptera; Formicidae. The record is from RefSeq and is a predicted model, not a curated record.
AAGAUAUUUAAAUGAAAAGAUAUUAUUCCACUGUGACUAAGAAACGUGAUAAAAACAACAUUAAUAAAUAAAAGAAAUCCCGAGGUUGCGUUAGAAAAAAAUUAUAUAUGACGAAGAAUCUCGAAAGAAACUAAGAUCCAUUCCGCUAUCAACUAUCGAGAAUCAAGGAAGAAGAAGAAGAAUAAAAAAACAGCCAUCAACAAAGACUGCCAAUCUUCGAAGAAGAUCUUUUGUGCAAACUUUGAACUUAUCAGACGACACAAUGGCGAUAUUCAACGUUAGAUCUUGCCUGCCUGUUCUUAUUGUCUAUGUCAUCGUCAAUAUAUCGCUUAUUCAAGGUCGGAGCCUAAAACGACGACACGGACAUCAUUCUCAUUUGAAUUAUUACAAUUUCGAGGAAUCGCCACCACGAGAUUUAUCGAGACGUCUCGAUGACGACGAUUUCCAAGGACAGAAGAAGAGUCGCGAAUAUCCUCAAGUUCUGGAUCGUUUCUUGGAGUACGAGGAUUCGGAGGAGCGAGUACCAAUGUCUUUCCGUCGAUACAAGCAUGAUUCGAGAGAUCGCGAGUCUUUACGAAAGGAUUUCCUGCGCAAGCACAACGACUUUGACGCACUCUCGAUGAAAUUCGUUGCUAGGAGAAAACGUCACAACAAAUUUGGGACUGUCGCAAACUAUCACAAAUUUAAUCCGAAAGACGUAACCUGGCGAUUCGAAGAUGAACUUAGGGUGCAAGAAAAAGUUUUCGAACUGGAAGUGAAGCAGGCGCAGAACAGCUCCAUUUGCAACUACACCGUAGAGUCAAUCCCGGACACCCGGGGUACCCGGAUACCGAAGGAUCUGGAGCACGUGAAGUGCAAUCACAUCGGCAGCAGCUGUCAGGGCACCGGCACUUAUUGCUGCAUACAGACUUACAGAAACAUCGAGGUAUCCUACGGCGACGGCGACACGGAGACAAUGAAGCUCUACAUUGGUUGCGUGUGUGCUCUUCAGGUCUUCAGCAGUAUGAUGAGCUCGGAGAUAUCCAUCAAUGAUUGACACCGAGAACUCGCUAGGAUAACUUGGGGGAGACAGGGGAGUAGUGACGAUUCGCUUCGGUGAUGAAUUCGCCUCGGUGGCGACGAUCAUUGGCGGUGAUCUUCGAACCGGCACGAAUCAAGCGAGACGCGUCUUCGAAGGAGACGGCGAUUGAAACUAAGCAAAAAACACGACUAUAUUGUCGCGAAUGACCUUGCAAUUGGCAAUCCGUAGACGAAUGGACAUCUUUCUUUUUUUUCUUUACACAGGAACUUGUUUGAAGAUUGCGUCUAGUGACGCGCGAAUACCGGGAACUUAAUAGAUUUACUUAAACGUUUGACGUUAGAACGAUGACAGGGAGUUACGGAACUGCGGUGGGACGGUAGGAGGAGAAAGUUACAAAAGAGCGGAACCGCAGCGUGCGCUCAAGAUGGUCUCUUCUCAGUUUUUUGCCCCUUCCGUUCUGAGACCAUUCGAUAAUAUACAUGCGUAGCCAACUAAAUCACGCCCUUCCGACAUUAUUGCCCAAAUAGCAUAUGACAUACAUGAACGUUCUAGGAAUAUUCGUACAUUCUUAAAAUGUUCUUUGAAUGUCUUUAGAAGUUGGUUUGGUGUUGUAUGGGUGUAACACCAAAAACAAUGAAAAUAACGGAAACUAGAACUAGAAUGAUAGAGUCGAUAGGCGGCAAAGCAAAUUAACAUACAUUCCCAAAAAUUCACAACUCACUUUUAAAAUAAAUUCAGAGUGUCAUAAG